Stylophora pistillata is the source of this 2110-nucleotide messenger RNA. RefSeq names its product retinoid-inducible serine carboxypeptidase. NCBI's taxonomy places the organism in Eukaryota, Metazoa, Cnidaria, Anthozoa, Scleractinia, Pocilloporidae. Gene Ontology annotation, molecular function: serine-type carboxypeptidase activity. The record is from RefSeq and is a predicted model, not a curated record. Gene Ontology annotation, biological process: proteolysis.
UAAAUGGCUUCGAUCACUUACAUGCUCGUUGCUUUUCAGCUAUCCAUUCAAGCUGCGAAAUCAGAACCACUGAUACCAGAUGAAGCCUGGGAUUAUGUGGAGGUCAGACCAAAUGCUCACAUGUUUUGGUGGUUUUAUGGGGCCCAGGUGAAAGAUCCUGCCCAAAGAUUUCAGAAACCUCUGUUAAUGUGGCUGCAGGGAGGUCCCGGGGCUUCCUCCACAGGGUACGGAAAUUUCGCAGAGAUCGGUCCCCUGGACGUCGGUCUCGAGUCGCGCAACACAACGUGGAUAAGAGAAGCCAACAUCGUUUUUGUGGAUAAUCCUGUAGGUUGUGGAUAUAGUUAUGUCAAAGAUCCAUCGGCCCUCACCAGGAAUAUCUCAGAAAUUACAGCUGACUUGGUCACCUUCUUCAAAGCUUUUCUGCUUAAGUUCCCAAUUUUCCAGAAGAUACCAUUUUUCAUUGCUGGUGAGUCAUAUGGUGGUAAAAUGGCUGCUGCAUUUGGUAAGGCCCUAUAUAUCUUGAUUAAUGAAAAGAAGAUUCAGUGUAAACUUAAUGGGCUUGCUCUUGGAGACUCCUUGAUCUCUUUUGAAGACACAGUUCUCUCUUAUGGACUCUAUCUGUUUUCCUUUUCACUGCUGGAUGGUAAAGACUACAAUAAUGUCCAAGAAUUGGCCACGGAAACUUCUAGUGCUGCCAGUAAAGGAGAUUUUAAGACAGCUAUGGAUUUAAGCGACAAGGGAAACAAACUCAUCGCUAAUGUAACAGACAAUGUUGAUGUUUAUUAUGUGUUGCGUCAUAAUGUAUUAGAUUCUGUCUCCGCACAAUCCCAUAUCUGCAAGAAUACUUUCAGGCUGUCACAUGAUCAAAUGUUUGUGCAAUAUGUAAUAAGAGCACACCAUGACCCUCUCUUUGAGCUCAUGAAUGGGCCAAUCAGGAAGAAGCUUGGUAUUAUACCAGAAAAUGUCACAUGGGGUGGUCAAUCAGAUUUGGUGGCAAUCAGUCAACGCAAUGACAUCCCAUCAUCAGUGUUAUCAGAUGUGGGCGAACUUGUUAGGGGAGGGGUGAAAGUGAUUGUGUAUGAAGGUCAGCUUGAUAUGAUUUGUGGAACUGUGGGCCCAGAAUUGUGGAUUUCAAAACUUCAGUGGGAUGGCAUGCCAGAAUUUUUGAAGGCAUCCAGGAAACCAUUGUAUGCACCAUCAAAAUUGGAAAAGAGGGAAACUGGAGCUUUCUUGAAGAGCUACAAAAACUUUGGCCUUUACUAUAUUCUCAAUGCUGGUCAUAUGGUUCCGAUAGAUGCCCCUGAAAUGGCUUUAGAAAUGAUAAAAAAUGUCCUUAACUAAAGUUUUUUCACCAAAUGGCAAGAGUAUCCUGUAUUUUUGCAGAAAUUACUUCAUAUUUUCUUGGAAGACUUUGACCUAAAAUAGUCAUGAAACUUAAUUUAAAUGUUUUGAAGCUUAAAAAUACUGUAUUUACCCGCGUAUAUAGGCCGCACUUUUUUGACGAAAAACCACCUUGAAAGUUUGCAUUGCGGCCUUUACGUGGGUACAAGAGUUCAGAGCUCAUUAAUAUGCAAAGUUUCCCAACACAAUAAUCAACAAACUUCCUCCGUUAUUCACAAUUUUAUUCAACGCAUUAUACGAGCUUACGUUAAAUUAGUCCAUAUCUUCCAAGAAUUUGGCUUCUCUCGGCUGUAAUAAGUUUGUCCCGCUUCCGAACAUUGUUUCGUAUUUAAGACGUCCACUUGUAAUUUGCAUGGAAUAGCCGUUCCUCCUCGAGGACCUUGUGAGUGAACCCUCUUUCCAGUCACUUGGCAAGAAAUCUCCCUACCGUUCUCAAUAAAAUAACAAGCAAUACGGCUGAAUUCUGCCGACAGGUGUCCCACGAGUUUAUUUCCAGUUGAAUCGGUUUCAUAAAUUGUGGAUUUCCAGGUGUUUCCAUAUACAUGAUAUCCUCGUAUUUCACUUUUCAUUUCAUAGUUGCAAGUAGUUCCACCCAUUUUCUGGUUACUUUUGGCCCGUACGACAGCUGAAUCUUUGAAUCACAAACAACGCGAGCGAUAUCCUCGAUAACAUUUGCUCUAUUCGCUUUGCAUAGAGAAGGGGUUCAUUU